Molecule: messenger RNA, 13052 nt
Organism: Opisthorchis viverrini
Lineage: Eukaryota; Metazoa; Platyhelminthes; Trematoda; Opisthorchiida; Opisthorchiidae
Exons: 23
Coding region: 1-12951 (4316 amino acids)
Biological process (GO): microtubule-based movement
Cellular component (GO): dynein complex
Molecular function (GO): minus-end-directed microtubule motor activity; dynein light intermediate chain binding; ATP binding
Source: RefSeq, a predicted model, not a curated record
AUGGCAUCUGAAGGACCCACUCAUUUUUUUCUUGCACUUUUAGCACUUCGUGAGGCACAAGACAUUGAUGCACACCUUAGUGUCCUUCGACCGUAUGUUGAAGAUAUGGAGCGAGCGGACUUCGAUCAACUUCCACAGCAAAUCGACCCCGUUUUUCAUCUGAUUUGUAUGAUAUGGGCUAGCUCCAGCGGAUAUCGGCAACCUGGAAGAAUUUUGGUUCUGCUGCAAGAAUUGUGCAAUUUAAUAAUUGAUCAGUGUCGGAACUAUCUGGAUCCAACCGAUGUCCUCAAGGGUGAAGCAGAAGAAGCCAUUGUGAAAGUUGACGAAGUACUCAGGCUUCUCCACACAUUUAAAAGCUCCUAUGAACAUCACCGGGAAAAUCUACCAAGCUAUUUUGACAAGAUCACCGACUUCCAGACUCAACAGGUUGCAGUCGUUCCCUGGGAAUUCAAGACAGAACUCGCCUUUGGAAGAUUUGAUGCCUUCACGGAAAGAGUUGAAAUGAUUCGUUACAUCAUGAGCACCGCCCUGGAGUUUUUGAAGUUGGAGAAGGUUGCCUUUGGAGGAGUUUCUGGGCACUCACUGAAUAUACAGCUUAAAGCAAUUCAGGAAAGUUUUGACCAGAAUUACAAGAUGUUUGCUGAUAAGUCCUACGAUACUCUGGAUCCCCUGAAUGAGGAAUUCACCGCAGAUUAUGCUAAAUUCUGUGCAGUUGUAAAGGAUCUCGACUACCGUCUGGCAAAUAUUUUCGGUCGAGCAAUGGACGACUGUUUGUCUGCGGAACAUCUUUUGAAACUCAUAUUAAUCCUCGGUAGCCUACUGAAUCGACCACUAAUAAGAGAGACACGUGAUAUCAAGCUCAAGCUACUCGUCCAAAUGCUGGACAACGAAAUGGAAACCGUCAAACACAUUUAUGACAAUCACGUAUCUGCAGCCAAGGAAAAAAUGAGAAAUGCGCAACCCAGAGCAUCAACAGGACCUGGAGACUCUGGCUUGGGUAGCGAUUCUGGGCCUAGCUCACGCAGCCAGUCCGAUGAGAUGAAUAAACACACCGGAUAUGAAUACAUACCAAAAAAUAUGCCCAAAGUGGCAGGUAACUUGAAAAGGGCCGCUGAGCUGCGUCAACGAGUAACCAUACCAGUUAACUUGGUCCACCAGUUGGAUCUUCCCUACCAAGAAACUUUGUUCACACACUGGGCGAAAGGAGUUGAUUUAGUCUGUUCGUUCAAUCUAUCCCAGCCGUUGCUUACCCGAAAUCCCGAAAACAACAUGCUAGAAGUAAACUUUGAUCCAAAGCUUGUUUCCGUGUUGCGCGAAGUGAAAUAUCUACGCUUGAAGGGUGGAGAAACCGUUCCAAAAGCAGCCGAGUCGGUGUACGAACAAAAUGAUAUGUUACGAAAAUACACCAUCAACUUGGACAUGGUUGUGCAGUGGUAUAAUUUCUUAUGUACUGAAGUUACCCCAGUGGAGGCGGCCCUAAUAAGUCAAGAAAUGGCCGCGUUUGACAAGACCAUAAAACAGGCCGAAACAACUAUCUGUUGGAACAGCUCAAAGGCCGAAGAGGGCCGUCGAUCAGCGGGACAUAUUGAGGUCCUGACUGGCGGGUCAACCAAUCGACACAACCGAGAUGCCUGGGAGUAUAUUCAAUCCACAAGGGACAUUAUUCACGACUUACAGCAGCGUGUGGUCGAGGCAGAAGAGAAUAUCCAAAAGAUUCGCAGUAUCAUGUCCACUUGGUCAAAAACUCCACUGUUCGAAAGAAAAGACGGGAAACGUGACGCGUUGCUCGGGCUGGAUGACCGUGCUGAUCGAUGUCGAAAGCGGUAUGAGGAAAUCGAGGAAGCCGGAAAGCGUGUCGUCAGUCUGCUUGAGACCAAUCGUAAUCUGCUCAAGGCGGAUGAAAACUCUAGCUCCUGGGACAGAUAUGUACUUUUCGUCGACGAGUUUGUUGAACAAGGCCUGGUUGAGGCGAUCGAAUGUGGCCUGAACUACUUGGUACUGGAAAUGGAGGAUCAGCCUACAGCCGCCGCUGUGUUCGAGGCCCGAAUGGAAUUACAGGCCAAUGACAUUGUUUUCAUCCCAUCUCUCGAGUUCACCGCACCGGAUGGACUUCAGCAGCUGAUUGAAACUCUUCUUGAGGAUAUCUUCCAGCAGUCAGCCUAUGUGUCACGGCUUGCCAGUCCUGUUGGGGAUGACUACCGGAUGAAGGAAACUAUUCUCACACGGGUUCAGGAUGCGACAAAGAAGGCGUUGGCUUAUCAGUCAGGAUUCGAUCGCUACUCCUAUCUGUGGAUUGACGAUCGUAAUGAAUGCAUGCGACAAUUCUUAACUUACGGCAGACUCCUAACGUUAGACGAAUUGGACGCCUUGGAAGCAAUCAGACCCACGGCAACUAUUUCCACGGAGGAGGGUCAGCCCACUCCACAAGGGAUUGUGCCAAAACCACCUACACUGGAACAGUUCAAAGAGCAAAUUGACAAUUUUGAAAGGGUAUAUAAUGAGGAAACUAGCAAGGUUUUGAGCAUUCAGCUUCAAGAAGGGGACUAUGAUAACCUGGUCCUCGUCAUGGAACAUUUGGGUAACGUCAAAGAACGCCAACAGGCUACAGAUGAGAUGUUUGAACCGUUGAAGCAGACCAUAGAACUGCUAAAAACGUACAACCAAGAAAUGCCAGAUGAAGUGCAUCAACUGCUGGAAGAAUUACCAGAACGGUGGAACAAUACUAAAAAGCAGGCUGUGUUGAUGAAGCAAACGGUUGCACCACUCCAGAAUAAUGAAGUUGCAAAUAUACGAAGAAAAUGUGCCACGUUCGAUGUGAAUCAGUGCAAUUUCCGGGAGCAGUUCCGUAAGAUGGCCGCCUUCUAUUUUGCCUGCAAGGAACCCUAUAAUAUUAUCGAUCAGGAAACUAGCAAGGUUUUGAGCAUUCAGCUUCAAGAAGGGGACUAUGAUAACCUGGUCCUCGUCAUGGAACAUUUGGGUAACGUCAAAGAACGCCAACAGGCUACAGAUGAGAUGUUUGAACCGUUGAAGCAGACCAUAGAACUGCUAAAAACGUACAACCAGGAAAUGCCAGAUGAAGUGCAUCAACUGCUGGAAGAAUUACCAGAACGGUGGAACAAUACUAAAAAGCAGGCUGUGUUGAUGAAGCAAACGGUUGCACCACUCCAGAAUAAUGAAGUUGCAAAUAUACGAAGAAAAUGUGCCACGUUCGAUGUGAAUCAGUGCAAUUUCCGGGAGCAGUUCCGUAAGAUGGCCGCCUUUUAUUUUGCCUGCAAGGAACCCUAUAAUAUUAUCGAUCAGUAUAAUCAAUCUGUAAGCCUACUAGAGCGUCAGAAGGAAGAAAUACUAACCUCGGCCGCCUUGUUCGAAGUCAACGUUCCAGAGUACAAACAAGUAAAACAAUGCCGAAAGGAGCUGAGACAGCUAAAAGAUCUGUGGGAUAAUAUAUACCUGAUGGGAAACUCAAUCGACCACUGGAUCUUGUCACCUUGGCGUAAAAUAAACGUUGAUCAAAUGGAUUUGGAAUUUAAACGUUUCGCCAAAGAAUUGCGCACAUUUGACAAAGAGGUACGAGCAUGGGAUGCAUACUUGGGAAUCGAGAAUCGAGUGAAAAACAUGCUUGCAUCAUUGCGAGCUGUGAGUGACCUGCAAAAUCCUGCGAUUCGUGACCGUCACUGGAGACAGUUGAUGGCAGCCACUGGAGUGAAAUUCACCAUGAGCGAGGAUACAACUCUGCAAGACUUGCUCAGUUUAAAACUGCAUCAGUAUGAGGAAGAAGUGCGUAAUCUGGUUGACAAAGCAGUGAAGGAGAUGAGCAUGGAAAAGGUGCUCAAAGAGCUAGAAAGCACUUGGAAGCAAAUGGAAUUCGAGGCCGAAACCCAUCCUCGGCGUGCCAUCACUAUGAUCAAAGCUCGUGAAGAGCUAAUCGAAACGUUGGAAGAAAACCAGGUUCAACUGCAGAAUAUGCUCACCUCCAAAUAUGUGGCACACUUUCUGGAAGAAGUCACGUCUUGGCAAAAAAAACUAUCCACUGCAGACCAAGUCACCACUGUGGCACUAGAAGUUCAGCGAACUUGGUUUUAUUUGGAAUCAAUUUUCAUUGGAUCAGAAGAUAUUCGCAAACAGCUCCCUGAAGAUUCAGCUCGUUUUGAUGGAAUAGACAAAGAUUUUAUCGAAUUACUCCAGGAGAUGACGGAAGAUCUUAAUGUAAUUCGAUCAACCAGUAAACCUCGUUUGUACGAACGACUGGAAUUGAUUCAGAAGGAUUUGGUUUUGUGCGAAAAAGCACUAGCUGCCUAUUUGGAGACCAAACGCUUGGCCUUUCCCAGGUUUUACUUUGUUUCUCCAACUGACCUAUUGGACAUUCUGUCAAAUGGAAAUAUGCCAGAGCAAGUGACAAAACAUUUGACCAAACUGUUUGAUAGUAUGGCUUCGUUGGAUUUUAAAAAGAAAGCGGACGGCAAGUCAAACACCAAGAUAGCUCUAAAGAUGACAGCAAAGGAUGGUGAACAGGUUGAAGUGUGGUUAAAUAGGCUGUUAGGUGAAAUGCGUGCCACGGUUCGACAUUACUUGGCUGAUGCAGUGGCAACGUACGAGGAGAAAGCCCGUGAUCAAUGGCUGUUCGAGUAUCCUGCCCAAGUCGCGUUGGCAGGUUCACAAAUCGGAUGGACUGCUGAGGUCAGUAUCAACUUUAGCCGACUGGAGGAGGGCUUUGAGAACGCGCUAAAGGAGUACAAUAAGAAACAAAUUCAUCAGUUGAACAGUUUGAUUGCAUUGUUAAUAGGAGAACUGAACGCACAGGACCGUCAAAAAGUUAUGACGAUCUGUACAAUUGAUGUACAUAACCGUGAUGUGGUAGCAAAAAUGAUUGCUCAGAAAGUGGAAAACGCCCAAUCUUUUACUUGGAUCAGCCAGUUACGUCAUCGGUGGGAUGACAAACAAAAAGAUUGUUUUGUGAAUAUUUGUGAUGCUCAAUUCCGGUACGCACAUGAAUAUUUGGGAAAUACACCACGAUUGGUGAUCACACCCUUGACUGAUCGAUGUUACAUCACUCUGACCCAAUCACUUCAUCUAACUAUGAGCGGAGCACCUGCUGGUCCAGCGGGUACGGGUAAAACGGAAACGACCAAAGACUUGGGCCGAGCGCUGGGCAUCAUGGUCUACGUCUUCAACUGUUCGGAACAAAUGGAUUAUAAAUCUAUAGGAAAUAUCUACAAGGGUUUGGCGCAGUCCGGUGCAUGGGGCUGCUUUGAUGAAUUCAAUCGAAUCUCUGUUGAAGUAUUGUCUGUUGUCGCAGUACAGGUCAAGACCAUUCAAGACGCUAUUCGGGACAAAAAGCAACGUUUUAAUUUCCUCGGAGACGAAAUCAGCCUAGAUCCUGUGGUUGGAUUAUUCAUUACAAUGAAUCCAGGCUAUGCUGGCAGAGCUGAACUACCCGAAAAUUUGAAGGCUCUCUUCCGACCUUGUGCCAUGGUAGUGCCUGAUUUUGAACUCAUAUGUGAAAUCAUGCUCGUUGCUGAAGGUUUUAUGAACGCACGCCUUUUAGCCCGAAAAUUCCUCACUCUCUAUAACCUGUGUAAAGAGCUCCUGUCACGUCAAGACCAUUAUGAUUGGGGACUACGUGCAAUCAAAUCCGUCCUGGUUGUGGCCGGUGCUCUCAAACGUGGUGAUCCAGGACGCGCUGAAGAUCAGGUGCUGAUGCGUGCUCUUCGAGAUUUCAACAUCCCAAAAAUUGUCACUGACGAUUUGCCGGUAUUUAUGGGGCUAAUUGGUGACCUCUUCCCAGCGUUGGACGUACCUCGCAAACGUGACUUGGAAUUCGAAAAAUACGUUCGACAAGCAGCCUUGGAUUUACAACUGCAGCCGGAGGACAAUUUUAUCCUAAAAGCCGUACAACUUCAGGAGCUGUUUGCGGUUAGACACUCAGUUUUUGUACUGGGUAAUGCUGGAACGGGAAAAUCUAUGGUUUGGCGGACACUGAAUCGAACGUAUCAGAAUUUGAAGAAAAAGCCAGUCGCUAUAGACUUAGAUCCAAAAGCCGUGACUAACGAUGAAUUGUUCGGUGUCAUUCACCCGGCCACGCGCGAAUGGAAAGAUGGUUUGUUCUCUGUGGUGAUGCGUGACCUGGCCAAUCUGACGCAUGACGGCCCAAAGUGGAUCGUCUUGGAUGGUGAUAUUGAUCCAAUGUGGAUCGAAUCAUUGAAUACCGUCAUGGACGACAACAAAGUACUCACACUGGCAAGUAAUGAACGCAUCCCGCUGACAAGUACAAUGCGCUUGCUGUUUGAGAUCAGUCAUCUGAAAACUGCAACACCAGCUACAGUUUCCCGAGCUGGCAUCCUCUAUGUCAAUCCUCAGGAUCUUGGUACAACGCCUUUCAUUUCCAGUUGGGUCGCUAGGCGUGAAGUCCAAUCCGAACAGGCAAAUCUGACCAUCCUUUUUGACAAAUAUGUCGGUCCGAGUCUGGAGGCGCUGCGUUCGCGAUUCAAGAAAAUCACUCCGAUACCUGAUAUUGCUCAUGUCCAGAUGCUGUGCUACCUCCUAGACUGUCAUCUGACACCACGCAACACACCACCAGACUGUCCUAAGGAGUGGUAUGAGUUGUAUUUUGUGUUUUGCUCCGUUUGGGCAUUUGGCGGAGCCCUGUUUCAAGAUCAGCUGGUGGAUCACCGAAAUGAGUUCAGCAAAUGGUGGUGCACAGAGUUCAAAGUAAUCAAGUUCCCCAGCGGCGGAACAGUAUUCGACUAUUACGUUGAUCCAGAGACAAAACGGUUCGAACCAUGGACAAAAAAGCUACCGAAAUUCCAACUGGAUCCAGAAAUACCUCUACAAGCUACUUUGGUACCCACUAGUGAGACAGUACGCAUACGCUAUUUCCUUGAACACUUACUGGACCAACGACGUCCGGUCAUGCUGGCUGGUAACGCAGGAACAGGAAAAACAGUCUUGGUACAAAACACGCUUUCGGGUUUCACUGAAGACGUCAUGAUAGCGAACGUCCCGUUCAAUUUCUACACUACCAGCGAAAUGCUUCAGAGGGUGCUUGAAAAACCACUUGAAAAGAAAGCUGGCCGAAACUAUGGUCCACCGGGAAGCAAACGGCUCAUCUAUUUCAUUGACGACUUGAAUAUGCCUGAGGUUGACAAGUACUUUACCGUGCAGCCACACUGUCUGAUACGACAGCACAUUGAUCAUUCACAUUGGUAUGAUCGAGAAAAGUUGACCUUGAAAGAGAUACACAACACGCAGUACGUUGCCUGCAUGAACCCAACAGCUGGUAGCUUCACUAUCGAUUCUCGGCUACAGCGUCACUUCUGUGUACUGGCUCUCAGCUUUCCCGGUCAAGAGGCACUAAGAACCAUCUACUCAUCCAUACUCAGCCAACAUUUGGCAGAGAUCAACUGUCCACAGGCUGUGCGAAAACUCGCCCCGCAAUUGACAGACAUCGCACUAACUGUUCAUGCACGGGUCAGCAGCACUUUCCUGCCUACUGCGAUCAAAUUCCAUUAUCUUUUCAAUCUACGAGACCUGUCUAACCUGUUCCAAGGAAUGCUUUUCGGAAAUACCGACUUGUUGCACCAGCCUACGGAUCUGGUCCGGCUGUGGAUGCAUGAAUCUCAUCGUGUCUAUUCGGACAAACUCAUGGAAAGAGCUGAUGUGGAAACUUUCGACCGACUUCUUCGUGAUAUUACUAAGAAAAGUCUCGAUGAUAUUGAUGAGAGCGCGCUGUUUCGGUCACCAAAUCUGUUCUGUCACUUUGCUCUUGGGAUCGGUGAACCGAAAUACAUGCCUGUGGAGAACCAGGCAGAUAUACGAAAGAUAUUGCACGAUGCUUUGGAUAGCUACAAUGAACUCAAUGCCGUCAUGAAUCUGGUCCUAUUUGAAGAUGCUGUCAGCCAUAUACUGCGGAUCAACAGGAUUCUUGAACUGCCCAGAGGGAAUGCCCUAUUGGUUGGCGUCGGUGGUUCAGGAAAACAGUCACUAUCCCGCUUGGCCGCUUUCAUAAGUUCGCUUGAGGUGUUUCAAAUUACUCUCCGGAAGGGAUACGGCAUACCUGAUCUAAAAGCUGCUCUGGCCAACCUGUAUCUUAAAGCUGGGUUGAAAAACACUGGUACGGUGUUCUUAUUGGCAGAUGCUCAAGUGGCCGAUGAGAAGUUUCUAGUGAUCAUCAAUGACCUUCUGGCAUCUGGUGAAAUUCCUGACCUACUUCCAGAUGACGAAUAUGAAAAUGUUAUUAACGCUAUGCGUGGCGAAGUGAAGUCCCAAGGGUUACAAGAUACUCGGGAGAAUUGUUGGGCGUACUUCAUCGACAAAGUGCGUCGUCUACUGAAGGUAGUAUUGUGCUUUUCUCCCGUCGGCUCCACAUUACGAGUCCGAGCCAGAAGAUUUCCCGCACUGGUGAACUGCACCAGUAUUGACUGGUUUCAUGAGUGGCCAAAAGAAGCCCUUUUGUCCGUUUCUACAAGCUUCUUGUCAAACAUGGAACUAUUACCAGAAGAACUCAGGCCAUCUGUGUCACAGUUUAUGACCUACGCCCACCAGGCCGUGAAUGAGAUUAGUGCGAGUUACUUGCAAAAUGAACGCCGUUACAACUACACAACACCCAAGUCAUUCUUGGAACAGAUUCAGCUGUAUUCAAAUAUGUUCAAGAAAAAACACUAUGAUUUGGUAGCAAAAAUUCAUCGUAUGGAGAAUGGUUUGCAGAAGCUCGAAAGUACAGCUCAACAAGUCGACGAGUUGAAGGCCAAACUAGCCGCUCAAGAAGUGGAGCUCGCCCAGAAGAAUGAAGAUGCCAACCAAUUGUUGGCCGUCGUCGUGGAAGAAACAGAAAAGGUCAGAGGAGAAAAAGAGAUAGCCAAUGAGGAAGAGAAGAAAGUUGCUGUUAUUAAGGCCGAGGUGUCGAUAAAACAGAGAGAGUGUGAAAUUGAUUUGGCUAAAGCAGAACCUGCCUUGAUUGCGGCCCAAGAAGCGCUAAAUACAUUGAAUAAAAACAAUUUGACGGAGAUGAAGUCGUUCGGAACACCACCACCCGCCGUGGUCACUGUGUCCGCAGCAGUCAUGGUUCUACUAGCUCCUGAUGGUAAAAUUCCUCGAGACAGGAGUUGGAAAGCUGCAAAAGCCGGGAUCAUGAGCAAGAUCGAUACCUUCUUGGACAGAUUAAUUCACUAUGACAAGGAGCAUAUACAUGAAAACUGUCUAAAAGCUGUCCAAGACUACAUCAAGGAUCCAGAAUUCGAUCCUGAAUCUAUUCGUAGUAAGUCUACUGCAGCUGCAGGCCUAUGCGCAUGGGUAAUCAACAUUGUGGAAUUUUACAAAAUAUAUUGUGAUGUCAAACCCAAACGUGAUGCACUGGACGAAGCUAACGAGGAAUUGCGCCAAGCUACUGAGAAACUUGAAAGUAUUCAAGAGAAAAUCAAGGAACUGGAGUUGACUCUGAAAGAGCUGACAACCAAGUUUGAGAUUGCGUCUGCAGAAAAGCAGCGUUGUCAAGAUGAGGCCGAUGCAACAAUGAAGACGAUUGACCUUGCUAACCGACUUGUUGGUGGCUUGGCUUCAGAGAAAGUUCGGUGGGCCAAUCAAGUUGAAUUGUUCAAAUCUCAAGCGAAGACCCUGCCCGGUGAUGUUUUACUCACUGCCGCGUUCCUGUCCUACGUUGGGUGCUUUACAAAACGUUACAGAACUGCCAUAAUGGAAACCUGCUGGAUUCCUUUUCUUAGCACCUUGAAUCCCCCAAUCCCCCAAAGGCAAGGUCUGGAUCCCCUGCAGAUGCUGACAGAUGAUGCUAUGGUGGCGGCCUGGAAUAACGAAGGUCUCCCAGCUGAUCGAAUGUCCAUCGAAAAUGCUACGAUACUGACAAAUACAGAGCGCUGGCCCCUGAUGAUCGACCCUCAACUACAAGGAAUCAAAUGGAUAAAGACACAUUAUGAAAGCAACCUGCGCGUGGUCCGCCUGGGUCAGAAAGGUUAUUUGGACUGUAUCGAACAAGCCAUCACCGCUGGGGAUACCGUAUUAUUGGAAAAUAUUGAAGAAACCGUUGAUCCCGUCUUAGAUCCUUUACUAGGUCGUAUGACAAUCAAGAAAGGUAGAGCAAUUCGGAUCGGUGACAAAGAGGUCGAAUAUAGCCCUGAUUUUCGUUUAAUCCUCCAAACUAAAUUGGCCAAUCCGCAUUAUAAACCGGAGAUGCAGGCCCAGACAACCCUGAUUAAUUUUACGGUAACGCGCGAUGGCCUGGAAGAUCAGCUUUUGGCUAAUGUGGUGAGUAAAGAAAGACCGGAUUUAGAAAAAUCGAAGGCAGAUUUGACAAGACAACAGAAUGAGUUCAAAAUUACCCUGAAACAACUGGAAGACAGCUUGCUAGCUAGACUCUCCGCCGCCGAGGGAGAUUUCCUCGGGGAUUAUGCUCUGGUUGAAAACUUGGAGACCAGUAAGCGAACAGCUAGUGACAUCGAGGUGCAAGUGGAACAAUCGAUGGUUACUGAAAUCAAAAUAAACAAAGCGCGUGAGCUCUAUCGACCGGCAGCAGCCCGCGCAUCAUUACUCUACUUUAUUCUGAAUGAUUUGAAUAAAAUCAAUCCGAUCUAUCAAUUUUCGCUCAAGGCUUUCCGGAGUGUUUUCGAGGUCGCCAUUGACCGCACAGAAGCCGCGGAGGAGGUGAAAGAUAGGGUGCGUAACCUCAUUGACACCAUUACCUUCUCAGUGUUUGUAUACACGUCACGCGGUCUGUUUGAGCAAGAUAAAAUGACAUUCCUUGCACAAAUGGCAUUCCAAAUUUUGCUAAUGAACAAAGAACUUGAUCCUUUGGAACUCGACUUUCUAUUACGUUUCCCCGUCGUACCAAAUGUCACCUCCCCGGUGGAAUUCUUGUCCAACAACAACUGGGGUGGGAUCAAGGCUUUGUCCGCUAUGGAAGCUUUUCGUAAUUUAGAUAAGGACAUUGAAGGAUCGGCGAAACGCUGGAAAAAACUAGUGGAUGGAGAGGCACCGGAAAAAGAGAAGCUACCUCAGGAAUGGAAAUCUAAAAAUGCUCUACAAAGACUUUGCAUUAUGCGGGCACUCCGCCCAGAUCGUAUGGUCUACGCCAUAAAAGAUUUCGUGACGGAAAAACUAGGAGCAAAGUACGUGGAGGGUUCCGGAAUGCCGUUCGCGAAGUCUUUUGAAGAAGCUGGACCAGCCAUUCCCAUCUUCUUUAUUUUGUCACCUGGAGUGGACCCUCUGAAAGACGUAGAAUCUCUGGGCAAAAAGUUAGGAUUUACCAACGACAACAAAAACUUCCACAAUGUAUCCUUGGGUCAGGGACAGGAAGUUGUUGCUGAGAAUGCUAUGGAGCUGGCGUCUAAAGAAGGCCAUUGGGUAGUUUUGCAAAACAUACAUCUAGUUGCUCGUUGGUUACCUACCCUGGAGAAACGUAUGGAAGAGUGCGCUGAACACGGUCACACCAAUUACAGAUUGUUUAUCAGUGCAGAACCUGCUGGUUCGCCCGAAUCCCACAUCAUACCACAAGGAAUUUUGGAGAACGCCAUUAAGAUUACCAAUGAGCCUCCAAGUGGAAUGCACGCAAAUUUACACAAGGCGUUGAGUAAUUUUAGUCAGGACACACUGGAAAUGUGCUCACGGGAGAAUGAGUUCAAGACCAUUCUGUUUGGUCUCUGUUACUUCCAUGCAGUGGUUUGUGAACGCAGAAAAUUUGGCCCACAAGGUUGGAAUCGAGUGUACCCCUUUAACAUGGGUGACCUUACUAUAAGCGUAAACGUGUUGUAUAACUACUUGGAGACCAACAGUAGGGUUCCAUGGGAAGAUCUACGUUACCUGUUUGGGGAGAUUAUGUAUGGAGGUCACGUGACUGAUGACUGGGAUCGUCGAUUGUGCAAAACGUAUCUGGAGGAAUAUCUCGUACCAGAAAUGUUAGAUGGCGAUCACUAUUUGGCACCGGGAUUCUUAGUCCCACAAAACACCGAUUACAAAGGAUAUCACCAAUAUAUUGAUGAUAAUUUGCCACCAGAAUCCCCUUAUCUGUAUGGGCUCCACCCAAAUGCUGAGAUGGAGUUUCUGACCAAUACGUCAGAAAAGUUGUUCCGAACACUGUUGGAGAUGCAACCUCGUGAUUCAGGUGCGGGAACUGGGGCAGGAAUAAGCAGAGAGGAGAAGUUACAAGCCACAUUGGACGAAAUACUGGAUAAAUUACCGGAUGAAUUCAACAUGCUCGAAUUGCAAGGCAAAGUACCACCAGAAGAUAGAACUCCAUAUGUAGUGGUUGCAUUCCAGGAAUGUGAGCGAAUGAAUAUCUUGAUUCGUGAGAUGCGUCGUUCCUUGAAGGAACUUAGUUUGGGUAUCAAAGGUGAACUGACGACUACUCAGGAAAUGGAGACACUUGGGAACACACUCAUACUGGAUGGCAUACCGGAAUCAUGGAUGAAACGAGCCUACCCAAGUUUAUAUCCGCUAGGUAUGUGGUAUGCAGACAUGUUAUCUCGCAUCAAGGAAUUGGAAGCAUGGACUAACGACUUCAGCUUACCAAACAGUGUAUGGCUAGGUGGUCUGUUUAAUCCGCAGUCAUUUCUGACGGCAAUUAUGCAACAAACAGCAAGAAGAAAUGAGUGGCCGCUGGACCGAAUGGUAUUACAGUGUGACGUAACAAAGAAAACCCGGGAAGAAAUGUCUGCACCACCACGUGAGGGUGCAUUCACCCAUGGCCUUUAUAUUGAAGGCGCACGAUGGGAUACACAAACAGGAAUGAUAACCGAAGCACGUUUGAAAGAACUGGCACCUGCUUUACCCGUCCUGUUUCUCAAAGCGAUCCCAGUUGACCGUCAAGAUCUACGAAAUACCUAUGCGUGCCCCGUGUACAAAACGAAAACCAGAGGGCCGACGUUUGUGUGGACUUUCAACAUGAAAACAAAGGAGAAGCCCUCUCGCUGGAUACUUGGUGGUGUUGCUCUGUUGCUGCAAGUAUAGAACUUCAUUGCGUUGGACACAUCAGUUUGAACCUCGUAAAAUAAAUGUGUCAUUUCCUUGACGAACAAAGAAAAUUAUGUACCGUACUGCAUAUCCCUCAG